GCAGUCCAGUUGGGCAAUCGCUGCCUAUCGAAAAUCGCUCAUUUUCCUUUGUCAAAAUAAAAAGUAAAUAAAUACUUUUCUCAUUAAACAGAAAACAACCACAGGAACGGAACGGCUUAAAUGGACGACGAGGAGACCUCAGAAAUCAAUUCUGUGCAGGGGGAGGAUGAAACGGCCGAGCUGAGAAUACCAGUACCGAGAAUACCAUCUGUCCAGGAGCUCCUGGCUCAGGUGGGUGAACUGGAGCCAGCUGGCCUGGAUCCCCUGGCCAUCGAUGGGGGCUUGGAUGGCCAGCUGGAGGCCAUGGGGGAUGAUGUGCCGGAGGACACAGCGAGUGAGGGCAGUCAUCCGAGCAGCGACAUGUCCCUCGAGAGUCCAGGAAGUGAAGAUGACUCGGAUCUGGAGCGCCUGCCCCGCUGGAUGAUCCCCCAGAACCGCCUGCGCUCCGCCGUGGACAUGAUGGUCUCGCAGGCCCGCUACCGAGAUGGCGGAAUCGCCGCUCUGCUCAACCGGGACAACUUCCUGCAGCGCGUGCGCAGCAUGGUCUUUAGCCAGGAGCGUCAACGCAGUCGCACCAGCGAAGAGAACAGCCAGGAGCUAUCCGAGCAGCCGGACGAGUCCCCAGAGCCAGCGCCACCGCCACCACCUCGUCCCCAGAUCGACAUCGAACUGGAGCGGGGCGUGCGCUUCGACACCAAUCUGCCGGCGGAGCACUCGUACUUCGGCAACCAUCUGAGCCGCGUGCCCGGCGUCGACUACUUGGAGGUGGGCAGCACCCAUCACAUGCUCAUCUUCCUGCACCAGCACAUCCUGUUCCCCGGCGAGAUUCUGCCCUUCAUGAUCGACGGCCGCAUGUUCGACGAGGACAUGCCCGGCCUGGAUGGCCUGAUCUUCGGCGUGGGCUUUCCGCUGAUGCAGCCACCGGAGGACAACCCGCACAAGCUGUACGGGGUCACGUGUCAGAUCUACGAAAAGGGCGAAAGCGGUCGGGAGAUGAUGUUCUACAAAUCCCGAGCACUACAGCGCAUCGUCAUCAACUGCGGUGACAUCCAGGGGCCGCCACAGUACAUUGCCCGCAAUCCGACGAGCAAGUGCUUCAGCAAAGUCAAGAUAUUGCCGGAGUACUUUCUGCCCGAGCCCCUGCAAUCCGUUGAUAUGGGCUCCAUGGCCAGAUUUCGGGAUAUUCCCUCGAUGCAAGACAAGUACCGCAGGUUCCAGCUGGCCAGCACUCCUUGGCCGGCUGAUGUCUGCCAGGAGUAUUCAUUCGAUGCCAUCGUGGAGCGCGCACGCCAGAGGCUAGAAGUCCAAAAGAUAGACACCAUGCCAAAAUGCCCCAUUCAGCUAUCCUUCUGGCUGGUGCGAAACCUCCACCUAACCGAGAAGAUGAUGCGGCUGACCUUCCUCACGGACUCGGUCAACACUCGCCUCCAAUUGAUCAAGAGCACGUUCAAGGAGGAGUCGUUGUUCUUCUGCCGAUACUGCAACAGCAGUCUGGCCCACUGCGCGGAUCUAUUUGCCAUGUCCAAGCACGGGGUUCAGACGCAGUACUGCAAUCCAGAGGGCUACAUACACGAGACGAACACCGUUUACCGGGUGAUGUCCCACGCCAUCGGCUACAGCGGCGAGCCGUCCACCAAGUUCAGCUGGUUCCCCGGCUACCAGUGGCACAUCAUCCUGUGCAAGUUCUGCGCCCAGCACGUUGGCUGGGAGUUCAAGGCGGUGGAGCCCAACCUGGCGCCCAGGGUGUUCUUCGGCCUGGCCGGCUCCAGUGUGCGGAUUGGCAAGGCCAGCGAGAACACGCCGGUCAACGGCAGCACCUACGUGGUGCGCAAUAUGCUGCGGCUGAUCUCCAACGAGAUGGAAUGAGGCUGGCGCGUUGUGAAGCGAUUGCUCAGUGGCCAACUCUGCUGCUGCCGUCGCCCGGAAAACAAUGCGGUCCAUCAUAUGGGACCUGUUUAAUUCGUUUCACAACCACAUUUGGCAGAACCCACGACAGUUGUUUGGCGUGGAUGUUAACCGAAAGAUUGAUCUACAUAUGAUUGCAUAUAUGUUCUUUAGUUCAAGUAAAUUAUGCCUAAUUGAUAUUUAAGAUUUUUGAAACUAAAGUCUCUCUGUAAUAAGUUACUCUUAAA
Drosophila elegans is the source of this 2132-nucleotide messenger RNA. It is a transcript of the gene ohgt, whose product is annotated as protein cereblon. The transcript has 5 exons. NCBI's taxonomy places the organism in Eukaryota, Metazoa, Arthropoda, Insecta, Diptera, Drosophilidae. Bases 121 to 1866 code for a protein of 581 amino acids. The record is from RefSeq and is a predicted model, not a curated record.